Messenger RNA from Diceros bicornis minor, 5593 nucleotides. RefSeq names its product actin binding LIM protein 1 (gene ABLIM1). NCBI's taxonomy places the organism in Eukaryota, Metazoa, Chordata, Mammalia, Perissodactyla, Rhinocerotidae. Gene Ontology annotation, biological process: cytoskeleton organization; lamellipodium assembly; cilium assembly. The coding region runs from base 654 to 2762 and encodes 702 amino acids. The transcript has 23 exons. Gene Ontology annotation, cellular component: stress fiber; actin cytoskeleton. Gene Ontology annotation, molecular function: actin filament binding. The record is from RefSeq and is a predicted model, not a curated record.
AAUGUCAUUAUUCGUUUUUCAUUAUAAUUGAGCCUGCAGGACCUUAAAAGUUGAAGAAAAUGAACUUGAAGGAGUCACUGGCAUUAUUUUUCUGCUAAGGCUAAUUUUAUUUAUUCAGUUUGUCUGAAAGAAGUUGUAAAAAGAAUUGAAAGCAGCGGUAAUAGGAAACUAAUAAGCUAACAAUUGACUAGUUUUACUUACUGGAACAGUCCUUGGCUGUUCCUCGGCCCCCCUCUUCUGGCAAUCAUUUAUCAGACCCCGGGAGGGGUCAGGGCUCGCUCGAGAGCCUUCCGCGGCCCGUUUUUUCCCGGGCUUUGGCGCGAGGAAUGCAAGGUGGUGUCAGUGAGCAGAGAUUAGGCCGGUGGAAUUUUGCAUUUGCUACAGCAGCAGCUGUGGCGAGUGGUUUGGGUCCAAGGGCAGAGUCCCCAGGCAGGGCGCGGCCACCGCUCGGCGGCGAUCUCUGGGGCGGCACCGGAGCUCGGCCCUCCGAGAUGGGGGCGGGAUUUUAGAAAGAAGCCCCGGACUUCGCGAGUGGAUGCCCGGGGCUUUUCCUCGCAGCCUCUGCAGCCGCGGUCCCUCUGCCCAGGCGCGCUGCCACUGCCAGACUUCAUUCCUGUUUCCUUCAGCGCUGCUCGCCAGAGGACCCGGUUGCCAUGGUGAAGGAGAAAGUGGCCCACCCACAGGACCCUCACCACCCAUCCGAGAAGCCAGUCAUUCACUGCCAUAAAUGUGGGGAACCGUGCAAGGGCGAAGUGCUUCGGGUCCAGACCAAACAUUUCCACAUCAAAUGUUUCACCUGCAAAGUGUGCGGCUGUGACCUGGCACAAGGGGGCUUCUUCAUAAAGAACGGGGAGUAUCUCUGCACCCUGGACUACCAGAGGAUGUAUGGGACACGCUGCCACGGCUGUGGGGAGUUCGUGGAAGGAGAGGUGGUGACCGCCCUGGGCAAGACCUACCAUCCCAACUGCUUUGCUUGUACUAUCUGCAAGCGCCCGUUUCCACCGGGAGAUCGAGUCACCUUCAAUGGGAGAGACUGUCUCUGUCAGCUCUGUGCACAGCCGAUGUCGUCCAGCCCUAAAGAAACCUCCUGCUCCGGCAAUUGUGCUGGCUGCGGAAGAGAUAUCAAGAACGGGCAGGCACUGCUGGCGCUGGAAAAGCAGUGGCACUUGGGGUGCUUUAAAUGCAAGUCCUGCGGGAAGGUCCUCACCGGGGAGUACAUCAGCAAGGAUGGUGCUCCGUAUUGCGAGAAGGACUACCAGGGGCUCUUUGGGGUGAAAUGUGAAGCCUGUCACCAGUUCAUCACAGGGAAGGUCCUGGAGGCAGGUGACAAACAUUACCACCCCAGCUGUGCACGAUGCAGCAGAUGCAACCAGAUGUUCACAGAAGGAGAGGAAAUGUAUCUUCAAGGUUCCACCGUUUGGCAUCCCGACUGUAAGCAAUCUACUAAGACUGAGGAAAAGCUGCGGCCUACCAGGACUUCCUCCGAAAGCAUUUAUUCUAGACCGGGCUCCAGUAUCCCUGGCUCCCCCGGUCACACUAUCUAUGCAAAAGUGGACAAUGAAAUCCUGGAUUACAAGGAUUUAGCAGCCAUUCCCAAGGUCAAGGCAAUCUAUGAUAUCGAACGUCCAGAUCUUAUUUCCUAUGAGCCUUUCUACUCUUCGGGCUAUGAUGACAAACAGGAGAGGCAGAGCUUGGGAGAGUCUCCAAGGACUUUGUCUCCUACUCCAUCCGCAGAAGGGUACCAGGAUGUUCGGGAUCGGAUGAUCCACCGCUCCACCAGCCAGGGCUCCAUCAGCUCCCCUGUGUACAGCCGCCACAGCUAUACUCCAACCACGUCCCGCUCUCCCCAGCAUUUUCACAGACCUGGCAAUGAGCCGUCCAGCGGCAGGAACUCCCCUCUCCCUUACCGGCCAGACAGCCGCCCUCUAACUCCAACUUACGCUCAGGCCCCUAAACAUUUCCAUGUUCCAGAUCAAGGGAUCAACAUUUACCGAAAACCACCCAUCUACAAACAGCAUGCUGCCCUGGCAGCCCAGAGCAGGUCUUCAGAAGACAUCAUCAAGUUUUCCAAGUUUCCAGCAGCUCAGGCUCCAGACCCCAGCGAGACACCAAAGAUUGAGACGGACCAAUGGCCUGGUCCCCCCUCACUUGCCGCCGUAGGAGCUGACAUGAGACGCAGAUCUAGUGGCAGAGAGGAAGAUGAUGAGGAACUUCUGAGACGCCGGCAGCUUCAAGAAGAGCAAUUAAUGAAGCUCAACUCAGGCCUGGGGCAGUUGAUACUGAAAGAGGAGAUGGAGAAGGAGAGCCGGGAGAGGUCAUCUCUGUCAGCCAGUCGCUAUGAUUCUCCCAUCAACUCAGCUUCACGUGCUCUGUCAUCUAAAACCUCAUCCCUCCCAGGCUAUGGAAGAAAUGGGCUGCACCGGCCUGUUUCUACAGACUUUGCUCAGUACGACAGCUACGGGGACGUCAGUGGAGGAGUGCGAGACUACCAGACCCUUCCAGAUGGCCACAUGCCUGCAAUGAGAAUGGACCGAGGAGUGUCUAUGCCCAACAUGUUGGAACCAAAGAUAUUUCCAUAUGAAAUGCUUAUGGUGACCAACAGAGGGCGCAACAAAAUCCUAAGAGAUGUGGACAGAACCAGGCUGGAGCGCCACUUAGCCCCAGAAGUGUUUCGGGAAAUCUUUGGCAUGUCCAUACAGGAGUUUGACAAGUUACCUCUUUGGAGACGCAACGACAUGAAGAAGAAAGCAAAACUCUUCUGAGUCACACACGUAGACAGCAGUUAGCAAAAGGACUGACAAUGGCGUGACGCACAGGAUGCUGUAUUAAGGCCCAAAGUUGAUUGGAGAAUUUGCAAACCACUGUCCCUCAGCAACAACAGAAAGGGAGAAUCUGAUUGAAAUACCGGUGAGCCAAAUAUUGAGCUGACCCACGGCAACACUUGCCGAGAAGCAAUGGGGUAGAAAUUUCUAUGUUCCCGCACUUGACAGUCGUGUUCACAUGUGACCUUUUUACAUCACCUUAUGUAUACAACAGGAGCUACUUCUUUUGUUUUCUUUUAACUGUUGUCCAACAGUAGUGCUGACUGUAUGGAUAAGAGCCAGCAAGUGCCCUUAGGAUGCCGCAUGGAAAAAAAGCAGUUGUAAUAAUUCCAGAGUAUGAAUAUAUUUAUUAUGUAGCACUGUGGCUAAGAAGGAAGAGCCUGAGGGACAUCUCCACGUGGUAGCAGCCGUUUUGCACGCGCCUUUCCUCACCUGGCCUCAUGCAGCCCUGCCUGCGCCCCAGCAGGAUGGAAAUCCGAGUCGGGGAACCCGGCAGCUCGGUCUGAGCAGGCUGAAUAGCAGUCAGAGUAAUUUCUGACAAGCUCGUUGUUCUCUACUGUUUGCUAGGACCUGGUUGGCAAAAUACUUAGCUAUUAUUAAAAAAGAAAUUUUUUGAAGAGAAAGAGAAGGAAAAGGAAUGAAAAGAAAACCUCCCUUAACUCUCUUUCUGCAUCAGAUAGUGUGCUUCCUUCUUCCUCCCCACCAAGGACGGGAGCUGUCUCGGGCUCCCUUUGCAGAAAAAGGGAAGGGAAGAGUUGUCUCCAGAUUGGCCCAGUUGCAUGCUGUUAGAUGAUGUUAGCCCACGGGCCAUAGCACUGUAGCCAAAAAAAAAAGUUCUGUGUCCUCCCAGUGCGAGUUCUUCCACCAGCACCCCUGCUCUAUAUCUGGCAUCCUCUGAUUCAGAUCCAGUCCACGCUGGUUUUGUUUUUUUUUAAGGUCUUUUCUGUAGUAGGCUAAGGAAAGGCCUGUUUUUCCAUUUUAAAUCUCUGCGACUCCAAGAUAGAUUGCCUCAGACUGAUUUAAUUUGGCCUUUGCAGCUUUCCUUCUGGCCCAGCACUGGGGACUUCAUGGUUUGUGUGUAUGGAUGUGUCUGUGUGUUUUCACUCACCCAGGGUGGUUUUGUGAGUCUGCAUGUGCUUUUUAAUUUCAUUUCUGCUUGAAUGCUUGUCCCACUGUGCUGCAGCUUCUAAGGGACGUGUGCACAGGUGCGCCUGCCUCAGAGAUCAAGAGUGAGGCCAAACUGUAUCCCCGACACCAUGUCCUUCAUGGGGGGGUGUUGGUGCCUGGAGGCCAGCGUACUCCAUGACUGAUGUAGCUCAGGUCAGCAUCAGACUGAAGACCACAGACCUAGGGUCGGGCUGUGUAUGGGGAUCAGAGCAUCUUACCAGAGUCUUCAAACUUGGCAACAUAAGAUUCAAAUGGCAGCCUAGGAUUUCACCAAAACUUGCAUCUAGGACCAGAUCAUGAUUCCUGGAAGCCUCAGGCUAUGACUUAAGUGGGCCAUGAGUUGGAUGAGGGAGAGGAUCGCCACCUCCACACACGGGAGGUCAGGUCACAUGUAUUUUCCUGCUUUGGGGCUCUGCUUAGGAAUUUAAGCUUGGUUCUAAAGCCAAAGGAGAAAACGUGUGAAUUCAGCUGCCUAUGCCGCUGAUAAUAAAAGCUCAGAAAUUCUUCCCACUGGCACCAAGGAUUAGGAUGUUAAUAGACAACACCAAUGGUAAAAAGCAAGCAGAAUAGUUUCUGAACCUGUGCUGUAGACCCCAACCUUGUGACACACUCCAUCAGCUGGGUGAUGUGAAGUGAGUACUGUAAUCGCUUUGUGGUGUUCUCCUGCGCUCUUCCUGGAGGCAUCUGAAUUUGCCUGUCCUUUCAGUGCUAGGCGCUGAAUGUUUGAGGACUGUUCUCACAAAUUCGCGUGUGUGUGUGUGUGUGUGUGUGCGUGUUUGACCUACUAACAUAUUUUGCAAACAGCUCUGACAGGGCGGACCUGAGGAGACCAGCUCUUCCUUGCAGUGUCGCCCCUUCAUAUAUCAGUUGCCUCUUGCUUCAUCCGAGAUUUCCGCUGUCUCAUCUUCUCUCUGUCCUUUCCUAUGCUGGGAGCUUUAUCACGAUGCCAGUGCCCCUUAGUCCUUGCUUUGCUCUGGCAAAGUGUGAGGGGUGGGGACUAUGGUGUAUUCCCAGUGUUUCUCUGCCACAAUCAAUGACAAGGAUGGCCAGAUGGGUUCCAGCGCUAGGCUGGCAGAGAGAUUUUCUUCAUUAUGGGGAUAAUAAAGAACCCUCAAUAUUUUCAUUGGUUAAUGCACCUGCAGAUCAAAUGUCAGUGUAAGAAAAAUUGCAGCAGUAGUUAACUGAACCCCAAAUCUGCUCGCACUAAUGAAACUCGAUUUUUCUUGUAUCUUUUGGAUUCAGUUCUGCAUACAGCGUGGGGGCGGGGGGAGCUUCUUUCCAUAUCAAGUGUAUUAGCAAAUUUAAACUACACGAUGCAAAUAUGCAUUGCCAGAAAACAUCAGUUGCCUCCUGUCUGCAAGCAGAACGGUGUUGUGCCCUGGGGAGGGGGCAUUGGAAACUGCAGUGCAGAGUGGGCUCCUCAACUCCACUCCCCAGCAGAAGGCUCCCUCUAGAGGGAUGGGUCAUGGAGCAAUCUGUUUCUCCAAACUGCCAAAUCUAAUAUAUGGGCUACCAUGCCCUAUCCAUUUUGUUAAACUGGGCUCGGCAUGCUUGUCCCCAAAAUGUCCAGGCCACUGCACGGGAAAUCAGCAUUCUCUGCUUGA